This is a messenger RNA of Racocetra fulgida, 227 nucleotides long. The record is from the annotation of a GenBank genome assembly. Lineage: Eukaryota; Fungi; Glomeromycota; Glomeromycetes; Diversisporales; Gigasporaceae.
GACGUAGUGCACGAUUAAACGCAGGAGUUGCAAUUUUUCGUUGUCUUAACCAGCGCUUUAAAAUGAAGAUACAGAUUAAACGGAUAGAAAUGAUUUUAAAACAAGAUCAUUCAAAAUUUAAUGAAAAUAUUGUUACAUCUCCAUUCGACAUUGCCAUCCCUUUUCCAAAGAAAAUGUUUGUUGGAUUAUUUUCAGGUAAUUCACCUUUUGGAAGAGAUAAUGCUUAA